AUGCCCCCUUCGGCACAAACUCUACCCCGCACUGUUAUCAUCGCCCUCCACCUGCAGUCCGCAUAUUUCUGCGACCAGACAACCCAAAUGGAUACAGACAAAGCUGACACAGUGCCAAAGACUAGAUUGGUAUCCACCCUGCGCCUCCUCAUCCCACGUCUUCGCCUUCUCCAGAAGAAAGACACCGCCUCCUCCGUUGUCCAGCGCCGCGAACUCUCUCAGCUUCUCAGUGAAGGGCGCGAAGCAUCAGCGCGCAUCCGAGUGGAAAAUGUGAUCUCAACUGACAUCGCGGUGGAAGUGAUGGAGGUAGUAGAACUCUACUGCGAGUUGCUACUGGCGCGCGCAAACGUGCUGGACCAACUCGCAUUUGGAGAGAAGGGCAGUCGGGCCAGAUUACGCGCCAAAGAGCUUUAUAAGAAACAAAACCAAGCGCAGACAGGCACAACAGGAGCAACUGCGGAGAGCUCUGGGUCUCGUUUUGGAUUUGGCUGGUUUUCGGGAUCGCAAAAGGAGGCUGGUACUUCUGCGAUCGCGUCUGGCGCACAUGAUACCGAUGCGUUAACAGAGGAAGAGAAUGCUUAUAUGGAUACUGCUUUGGAUGAGGCGGCUGUGGCUAUUUUCUAUGCGUGGCAUCGCUUUCCCCAUGAGGUGCGCGAGUUGACCAUGCUUCGGAAUAUGCUUGGGGAACGAUAUGGCAAAGAAUUCAUGGCGCUGGCACAAGACAACAAGAUUGAUUCAGCCAAGGUUUCCGAUCGGCUUUUGAAGGGAUUGCGAGUGCGCCCUCCUCUACCGGAGCUGGUGGAGAUGUAUCUGCGAGAGAUUGCGAAAGCAUACGGAAUCACAUGGCCAGCGGGUGAGGAAUCCCAGGAAGACCUUGGUGCUCCCCCGGAAUAUAUGGACGACCAAGAUGAUGAUGGUGGGGAUCUUCCACAGACACCUAGUAAGCAGGGAGAUUCAAGCAGCUUCUCUGAAGCUAGACGAGCCUCUGAGACUAGUGAAUUGAAUAAAGCCACGCCUCCACGGGGCCCAGCAACGGGCCGCAGCCCUGUCAGUGUCGCGCCUCCAGGUCCCAGGUUUACGGACAAUCCAAACCCACGAGUCAAGGUCCCUGGGGCAGAGGGGAAAACUGCCAAGCAGGAACCUGCGACACAGAGCAAAAGCAACAACGGGAUUCCCGAGCUGGAUGAGCUCACACGGCGGUUUGCAGACCUCAAGAGAAAACCUUAG
Messenger RNA from Penicillium odoratum, 1227 nucleotides. RefSeq names its product IST1 family protein. The record is from RefSeq and is a predicted model, not a curated record. Lineage: Eukaryota; Fungi; Ascomycota; Eurotiomycetes; Eurotiales; Aspergillaceae. The coding region runs from base 1 to 1227 and encodes 408 amino acids. Gene Ontology annotation, biological process: protein transport. The transcript has 2 exons.